Molecule: messenger RNA, 1588 nt
Organism: Cercospora beticola
Lineage: Eukaryota; Fungi; Ascomycota; Dothideomycetes; Mycosphaerellales; Mycosphaerellaceae
Cellular component (GO): cytosol
Molecular function (GO): transaminase activity; pyridoxal phosphate binding
Source: RefSeq, a predicted model, not a curated record
AUGUCCAAAACCACCACCGAAACCUUCACCCAACAAGAUCCCAUCCCACCAACUACCUCCCCAACCCAACUCGGCACCACCGCUCAAGUAGCAGCCGUCGCACAAGAGACAAACUUCUCUUCCCAAGCUUCUUCUAUCCUGCAUGCCUCUCUCCGCUCCACACCACCCAAGAUCGUAUCAGCCAAUGGAAAUUACUUGUACACCGACUCGGGAUACUCGAUUUUGGAUGCCACAGGCGGAGCAGCAGUAGCUUGUCUAGGACAUAAUCAUCCUCGCGUCAAAGCUGCGAUUAACAAGCAAUUGGAAACGGGAGUGGCGUAUGCUUAUAGUCCGUUUUUCGCUACGGGGGUUGCGGAGGAGUUGGGGAGGAGGUUGGUCGCCAGUACGAACAACCGACUCACCCGCGCCUUCAUCGUCUCCUCUGGAACAGAAGCCAUUGAAGCUGCACUCAAACUCUCUCGGCAAUAUUUCAUCGAACUUGAAGGACCUUCGACAAAACGCAAGAAUUUCAUCAGUAGGAAACAGUCUUACCACGGGAAUACCCUUGGAGCCUUGGCUGUCGGCGGACAUGUUGCCAGAAAAGCGAUUUAUGAGGAUAUUCUGAUCAGUGAGAAUGUGCGACAUGUUGAGGCGUUUUAUCCUUAUCGGGGAACUAAGAAUGGGACGACGGAGGAAGAGUAUGUGGAUGAGUUGGUGAGAGAGUUCGAAGAGGAGGUUGUGAGAAUGGGCCCGGAAACGGUUUGUGCUUUUGUUGCGGAGACAAUGUCAGGAUUGACGUUGGGUGCUGUGCCGCCUGGAAACGGAUAUUUGAAGAAGAUGAAAGCCGUCUGUGAGAAAUUUGGCAUCUUGUUCGUCUUGGAUGAGGUCAUGUCUGGAAUGGGGAGGACGGGGACUUUGCAUGCUUGGGAGCAGGAGGAAGGUGUUGUGCCAGAUCUGCAGACUGUGGCGAAGGGGUUGGGCGCGGGAUAUGAGCCGAUUGGGGCUUUGUUGGUCAAGAAGGAAGUGGUGGAGGUCUUGGAGAAGGGGAGUGGCGGGUUUGUGCAUAGUCAGACGUAUCAAGGCCAUCCGGUGGCUUGUGCGGCGGCUUUGGAGGUGCAGAAGGUUGUGGAGGAGGAGAAGUUGUUGGAGAAUGUGAGGGGUUUGGCGCCGGUUCUGGAGGGGCUGUUGAGGGACAAGUUGGCUGAGCACCCGAAUGUUGGCGAUAUUCGGGGUAGGGGAUUUAUGUGGGGUGUUGAAUUGGUCAAGGAUAAGAACACCAUGGAGCCAUUUCCUGCGCAGGAGAAGGUCGCGGCGAGAAUUCACGCCACUGGUCUGCAAAAAGACUUUGGCAUUUCGAUAUUGCCAGGCGGAGGUGUCGCCGAUGGUGUCAAUGGUGAUGUAAUUAUGCUUGCUCCGGCGUACAAUUGCACCAAGGAGGAUCUUGAGCUCAUCGUGGAAAGAAUGGCCAAGGUUGUUGAGCAUGUUUUGGGCAAGUGAGCAAGCGAGCAGCAGCCCAGAAGCAAGUGUAUGGACUCACUGCGCAAAUGCCGCACUCGCACGGCCAUAUGUAAUCUAUCGAAGUUGACGAGAUACGAGAUUUGGGUCCCGC